Molecule: messenger RNA, 684 nt
Organism: Monascus purpureus
Lineage: Eukaryota; Fungi; Ascomycota; Eurotiomycetes; Eurotiales; Aspergillaceae
Source: the annotation of a GenBank genome assembly
AUGUCGUCAGAGAGCGACCGCUUGGAGCAUCGACCUCUCCUGGUGCAUGUGGAGCAUAGGAGCCCACUCCUUACACUGGGAGAUGCAAAGGGAAUACCGGCACCGGCCGCAACACCCACUACUCCAAGCUUGUCUGGAAUGUGGCAGCCAGAAGGUAUGCUGAUGUUGAUGAUGCAGAUUUUGGAAAAACUGUCGGGAGCACCCAGAGGUCUGCCGUUGCGAGGAACUUCUGGAGCCCCAACAUUUAAUGGUAAGGAGGUCAGUGAAUUCCUGAGGACCUUGCAUUCAUUGUUUAGGAAACAUGGAAUCACACGUGAGGAGGACAAGAUAAAUGCCCUGUGUGAUUAUGUGUCAGUAAAGAGCCUCCCUGAAUAUGAGAGGAAGGACUAUGAAGGAAUGGAGAAGCGGCUCCUAGAGGAGUAUCGGGACCAGGAUUCAGCACAGGCCGAGCUCAACAUAGGCUGGCUUAGCAGGUUUGUUGCUCAGAAACGGUCAGCAGAUGACAACUUGACCAAGUAUGUCCGCAAAUUUAGCAACGUCUCUGGCGAACUAAUGCGCCGAGGCCAGCUAGUGGAAUUCCUGAGAACAGAGAUGUUCCUGCUGUGCUGGGAGCACUGCGAAACCCCAGAUCUCCCAUAUUUCCUAUCUUGGAACACCGUAGAACCGCCGACUCCGACAUACUAA